GCAGAAUAUCACAGUCAACAUGGUAGUGUGUAGAAGGCGAAUGCAAUUCCUGUCCGAGUAUCUGAGGAUCGUCUUCAUGCAAGCGUCAUGUUGUCAUAUCAACGGCGCGUCUUUUCGAUUCAUAUUAUGUGUUCCCGUCGACCGAGAGAAUGACAACCAGCGUCAAGGGGAUUCUUCGUGGCGCCGGCAUUUGGCGCUGAAGUGCUGAAGCCACCAGUGCGUGGACCCUCGUGGACCUCACGCGCACUAUGGAGAAACUCGCGCCUCAUCCAUCGCGCCUCAUGGGUUAUCAUAGGCUUGUCACGAGUUUACCUAUGCUCCGCAACGCAUUUGCGUCCAUCAC
Heterobasidion irregulare TC 32-1 is the source of this 343-nucleotide messenger RNA. RefSeq lists its product as uncharacterized. NCBI's taxonomy places the organism in Eukaryota, Fungi, Basidiomycota, Agaricomycetes, Russulales, Bondarzewiaceae. The record is from RefSeq and is a predicted model, not a curated record. The coding region runs from base 20 to 208 and encodes 62 amino acids. The transcript is spliced from 5 exons.